Messenger RNA from Ciona intestinalis (vase tunicate), 1428 nucleotides. The record is from RefSeq and is a predicted model, not a curated record. NCBI's taxonomy places the organism in Eukaryota, Metazoa, Chordata, Ascidiacea, Phlebobranchia, Cionidae.
AAUUAUACUCUUUCGUUUUAGUUGUGUUGUGAAAUUGCUUAGUUUGGUCCUUUAUAUUAAUAGUAGAUCUGCGGUCAUUUGACUGGAAAGAUGGGAUUGUCAAUUUCAUCUUUAUUCACAAAGCUGUUUUCGAAACAGGCCAUGAGAAUUUUAAUGGUUGGUUUGGAUGCUGCUGGAAAGACAACAAUUCUGUACAAGUUGAAACUUGGAGAAAUCGUAACCACCAUUCCUACUAUUGGAUUCAAUGUUGAAACUGUAGAAUACAAGAAUGUAUGUUUCACGGUUUGGGACGUGGGUGGUCAAGACAAAAUUCGUCCUCUAUGGCGACAUUACUACCAGAACACACAAGGAAUUAUUUUUGUUGUUGACAGCAAUGAUAGGGAACGUUUAGAAGAAGCAAGAGAUGAAUUGCAUAAAAUGAUACAAGAAGAGGAGUUAAAAGAUUCGUACAUCCUUAUUUUUGCCAACAAACAGGAUCUUCCAAAUGCUGUUCCAUGUUCAGAACUCACAAACAAAUUAAGUCUCUCGGAAAUUAAACAUAAAAAGUGGUAUGUUCAAGCUGCAUGUGCUACAGAGGGCACUGGGUUGUAUGAAGGUCUUGACUGGCUUUCAAAUGAACUGGGGAAGAACUGAAAUGUUGCCUGAUUUCAUAUGUUCUGCACUAUUAGAUUACUGACCAUCCCACCUCUUGACAAAGGGUUGUAAAAAUAUAGAACAAAUUAACAAAACUUGUCUGCAAAAGAUGAUACUUUGACUCUGGUAGGGUGGGGGAAGACGGGACACCUUUACCACAUGAUACCCAAAUAUGCUAAUCGUGAAAAAAACAAUUAACAACGGUCUAUAAGAGUCGUGAGGAUACGCUUGUAUAAUUCUUGUAAUGUUCUUUGUUUACAACCAAAUGGGACGAGAAAAUAGAAUGAAAAGGUGUCCCAUCUUCCCCCAACAUACUAUAAUGUUAUGUAGAACUUAUUGUACAGUUUUAAUUCUAUUUUCCAAGAAAACACUAUUUAAACAUUGAAUGCUGCAGAGUAACCCCCCUGCAGUAGUACAGGUCUCUUAUAUUGUUAUGGUGUGGUAUUAGUGUACAGUGUCAUAUUCGUCCCCAUUAUGUAAAGUAUAUAGUUUUCUGGUGGCUUGCAUUUGUAAGCUUGUUGUAGAGACUUAUAUUCUAACCAGAAAUCUGCCUGUUAUUUCAACAUAGUAAAUUGGUUAUAAAAUAACCCUGUUUAAGUCGUUACAAUUGACACUACACAUGUUAUAAUUAGAUCUAAAAAUUGUUACGCAACACCCGUGCAAUCACAUUUACGUUCAGAAUCAUCGUACCCAAUGUUGCUGCUGUUUAAUUGGCAAAGUACAGGGACUUGUAGCGUGUAUUUAUGAUUGCAAAUAUAGUAUUUAUAAAUAAAAGUUUGGAAUAUAUUUAGAGAA